CUACAAAGUUAUCUCCUUUGUCAACUACUCCAAUUUCCUUUUUAUCUUUUCCUUUCGCCCAAAACCCAGUUUAUCACCUCUUUCAAAUGCGAAGCAAUUUCCUGUAAAUCCCCUUGGAAAUCAUGUCUUGUAUUUACAGCUCAGUCUCCUCUUUCUCAAUUUCAUCUAAAUCUGCAUUUCCAUCUUCUUCUUCUCGCUCUAAUUUCAAGCCCAGAAUCUCUUGUUCCGUUGGAGGAACUGUUGCUGAACCAAAAACUAUAAAUGCAACAGAGCCUUUGUUGCUUGAUGCUGUUCGGGGUAAAGAAGUAGAAAGGCCUCCUGUUUGGCUUAUGAGACAAGCAGGGAGGUACAUGAAGAGCUAUCAAACCUUAUGUGAGAAGCACCCAUCCUUCCGUGAGAGAUCGGAAAAUGUAGAUCUUGUGGUAGAAAUUUCUCUGCAGCCAUGGAAAGUAUUCCAGCCUGAUGGGGUCAUUUUGUUUUCAGAUAUUCUUACUCCACUCUCUGGAAUGAACAUCCCUUUUGACAUUAUAAAGGGGAAGGGUCCUGUCAUAUUUUAUCCACCAACAACACUUUCUGAUGUUGAGAAAGUCAGAGAAUUCAUUCCUGAAGAAUCAGUUCCAUAUGUUGGAGAAGCAUUAACAAUUUUGCGGAAAGAGGUCAAUAAUCAAGCAGCAGUUCUGGGUUUCGUUGGGGCACCAUUUACCUUGGCAUCAUAUGUGGUUGAAGGUGGUUCCUCUAAGAACUUUACAAAAAUUAAGAGAUUAGCUUUUGCGGAGCCCAAGGUCCUUCAUUCGCUGCUUCAAAUAUUUGCAACCUCAAUGGCUAAAUAUAUCCGUUACCAAGCUGACCAUGGAGCUCAAGCAGUUCAGAUCUUUGAUUCAUGGGCCACAGAGCUAAGCCCAGUCGAUUUUGAGGAGUUCAGUCUACCAUACUUAAAACAGAUAGUUGAGGCAGUGAAACUAACCCAUCCUGAUCUCCCUCUGAUUCUUUAUGCAAGUGGAUCAGGUGGCUUGCUAGAGAGACUACCCUUGACAGGAGUAGAUGUAGUCAGUUUGGACUGGACAGUUGAUAUGGCUGAUGGUAGGAGACGACUGGGUCCUAAUGUGGCUAUACAAGGUAAUGUGGAUCCUGGAGUGCUUUUUGGCUCUAAGGAAUUUAUUACCAACCGGAUAAAUGAUACAGUGAAGAAAGCUGGUAAAGGGAAACAUAUUUUGAACCUUGGACAUGGCAUCAAAGUAGGUACACCUGAGGAAAAUGUUGCUCACUUCUUUGAGGUUGCCAAAGGUCUUAGGUAUUAGAAGCACAUCAAAUCACUAUCAAUUUUAACCUGUUCCAUAUUUCCGACAAGGUCUAUCAUUCUUCUCCUCAUUUUUUCUCUUGUAUCUAGUGAUUCCUGUGAGUGAACAGGGAAACAAAUAUUUCCAGAGCAUUUUUGUUAGAAUGUGCAUUUAAGAUCUAUUUGAGUCUGAAGUUGAAGCUAGGCUUUCUCAUUGUGUAUCUGAGUGUAGAUUUUUGACUGAUAGUAGUCUAGUUCAACUCUGAUAAACUUUGAAAGUUGAACUCACUGAACUUUUUGUUU
Molecule: messenger RNA, 1579 nt
Organism: Solanum stenotomum
Lineage: Eukaryota; Viridiplantae; Streptophyta; Magnoliopsida; Solanales; Solanaceae
Product: uroporphyrinogen decarboxylase, chloroplastic-like
Exons: 6
Coding region: 123-1298 (391 amino acids)
Biological process (GO): porphyrin-containing compound biosynthetic process
Molecular function (GO): uroporphyrinogen decarboxylase activity
Source: RefSeq, a predicted model, not a curated record